AUGGGAUUGUGCGGAAGUAAAAAGGCGAACCUUUGUGAAAUGUCGGAUGAGGAAGUUGCGGCAAUUCGCGAAGUUUGGAUAAAAGCAAAAACUGACAAUGUUGGAAAGAAAAUUUUACAAACCUUAAUUGAAAAAAGACCAAAGUUUGCUGAAUAUUUUGGAAUUCAAAGUGAGAGUCUGGAUAUCAAGGCUUUGAAUCAGAGCAAAGAAUUUCAUUUGCAGGCUCAUCGUAUACAAAAUUUUCUUGACACAGCUGUUGGAUCUCUAGGCUUUUGCCCAAUUUCCAGUGUUUACGAUAUGGCUCAUCGAAUCGGUCAAAUACAUUUCUAUAGAGGUGUCAAUUUUGGAGCCGAUAAUUGGCUCGUUUUCAAGAAGGUUACUGUUGACCAGGUCACCACCGGAUUAACGGAUAGUUCUAAAGAAGACACUAAUAGUAAUGGAACGAAUAAUGGAAAACAAAAAGAGACCGAAGCGAAUCCUAUAACGGAUAUUCACAACAUUUACAGCGGUGAAAAUUGCCUUUCAAGGCUUGGCUGGAACAAAUUGAUGACUGUUAUUGUUCGAGAAAUGAAACGCGGAUUUCUUGAGGAGGCCAUGAGAAAUUGUAAAGAAGAGGAUAAUAAUGCUCUUCUGAAUGCUUAA
Messenger RNA from Caenorhabditis bovis, 642 nucleotides. The record is from the annotation of a GenBank genome assembly. NCBI's taxonomy places the organism in Eukaryota, Metazoa, Nematoda, Chromadorea, Rhabditida, Rhabditidae.